GCUAUCUAAGAUAACCGAUUUCAUUAAAUCAAACGAUAUCAGAACCGCUUGCGUCUUAAAAAACUUCUGGCUUAGUUGAAUAAUAAUGUUUGAUGUUUAAAAAAACGCGCUGAAACGAGGUCAUGAUCAUGUGUGAAGUGGUUGCAAAGUCUUAAAAUAGAUACUUUCUAUGUAAACAAAUAAGAAGAGGUUUUUUACUAAAAUAAAUUAUAACGACUUGAGUCAAUGAGUGCUCAUUUUGAACUUUUGCUGUGGACAACACCAAACACCAAGAAUGGAGGAAGCUCAUCAUCACGUUCACUUCGAUACGGCUGUGAUAAAUGACGAACUUCAUGAUAACACCAUUAUCUAUCAAGUGGCUGCCAAUGCUAAUUCAAUCACGGUUCAUUUAGGUUUCUUGCAAGUUAAGCACAGAUAUCAAAUUGAAUUGAACAUGCCUGCCCUUACUCUGUCGAAAAGUGGAUUAAAUAUUGGUGAUAACUCCUGUUUUGUAGUUGAAGAAUCCAAGUUGCCAAAUAUUAAUUGCAAACUACUUGAAUUUACUACUAAACCGAUAGUAGAUGCAGAUGGUAACGAACAAUAUAAUGCUAAAGUGGAAUUUUUUGCUCACAAAGAAAAACUUCUCAAGGAGCAUUUAUUCGUUUCUGGAAAAGAAGAUCCAGGAAUAAAACUUCAUUUGGUGCUAGUAGCCCGCGUUCUGGGUCGUGGAAAAGGUACACCAAUGUUGCGUGAUGGCAUUCACUUAAUUGCUGUAGAGGACGACGAAGAAUCAGAGCUUUCUGAUUGGCAGGGUUUUCCUAAGAAAGAAUAAUGUAUAAUAAUAACACUUAAUGAACCUAUAGUAGUAAAGCUAGUUUGUCGAUUCUGAUUCUUUUUAAACUUUCAAUGCAACGCACUGUGGUCCGAAAUGGCAAGAGGUGGAACUUUAUUCCUAGAGCCUGACCAAUUCAUAUCAGCCAUAAAGUGUCUUCAGAAAAUUUGUUUGUCCUCCACAUUUUGAACGAAACAAAAAUGAGUCAUGUCUAUGAUAAAAAUAAAAAAAAAAAACAAGCUUUUUUAUUUGAAGAUAUAGAGGAAUUACGUCUCUGGCCAAUUUGCAGAAAAUGUCAAUACAAGCAACUUUGCCGAGAAAAUCGAAAUUCUAAGUCCAGUAUUUUCAGUAAUGCUCAUUACACAUUGUUAUGGCAACUCCCUUAAAUUUUGUUUUUCGAUCAUAAUUCCUUGCUGAUUCACUUUUUCAGCCAACAUUGUUCUAGACAACUAUAAGAACUGCAAAAACACAAGAUUUUGUCCAAAACUGCAAGUCGAUAUAAUUAUUCCUUGACGAGUUAUAAUAGCACAUUUCUGCUAAAAAACAGCACAUCUUUUAUGUAUUUUUUUGUUAACUUCAUGUGCUUAUAUAUAUAUAUAUAUUUUAUGUUUUUUUUUUUUCAUAAUUUUUCAAACAUACGAUUUUCAAGCUGUUUUGCCGAAGAACGAUUGAAAUAGUAAAAAAAAACACAUGUGUUUGCAAUGGUGUAGCAAAUUGUAACUAUAUUUUUUUUCUUUAGUUCAUGAGCUUAUGGGGUAAGUGAAAAUACAAAGUCAACUAGUCUUCUUGAAUCUUAAAUUAGGAGCUAUAAAGCUGUACAGCAGAACAGCUAGAACAGUGUAUGGUUGAUGGAUUUGAUUUGAUUUCUUUUUUAAAGAGACUUUGAGCCGUGGGCUGGUUCGUCUCUGAAAACCCCAGAAAGAGGUUCCCUAGUUAGAAAGGCUGGGAAAAAUGAAAUAUAGAAUAAAUAUGUAUACAAACUGAAAGUAUGUUAAAAUAUAUUAAAAAAAAACACGGACAUAUAAGGCUGCCGUACUCAAAUAUGGGUAGAUAAAACAAACAAAACCUUCAUAACAUUCUAGUGCUUGUUUUUGAGUUCCCACUUGCCCCAUUCUCCUUAUUAGCGUAUUAAAUUAAGUUGUUAGGGAAUGCUUAAAUAAAACUGCAAAAAAGUUUAUUUUCCAAUUAAUUCCACAUGUCGUGUGUACCUAAAUUAAUUAAGUGGAAUUAAAUAUAAGGCCUUCUUUCUGUUUUAACUCUUCAAGGAAUAAUUAUAGCGACAUACAGUCUACGUAAAAAAAAAAGGUGUUGCGGUUCUGAUAGUUGUCUAGAUCAUUGUGUACUAAAAGUUAUGAUCGAAAAACUAAAUUCAAAGGAGUUGCCAUAAAAAAUGCGCCAAACUUUGAAAGUAAUGUACUUAGAAUUUAGAUUUCAUCAGCAAAGGUGCUUUCUGAUACCGAAGUGCGUCGUAUUGAAAUCCAGUUUGAUGUAUUUAAAGGGAUGAAAAUACUGAGUGGUUUUAAAAGUAAUCA
Molecule: messenger RNA, 2343 nt
Organism: Ochlerotatus camptorhynchus
Lineage: Eukaryota; Metazoa; Arthropoda; Insecta; Diptera; Culicidae
Product: adipose-secreted signaling protein
Exons: 2
Coding region: 275-811 (178 amino acids)
Source: RefSeq, a predicted model, not a curated record